Erythranthe guttata (spotted monkey flower) is the source of this 1086-nucleotide messenger RNA. RefSeq names its product NAC transcription factor 32. Gene Ontology annotation, molecular function: DNA binding. Lineage: Eukaryota; Viridiplantae; Streptophyta; Magnoliopsida; Lamiales; Phrymaceae. Gene Ontology annotation, biological process: regulation of DNA-templated transcription. The record is from RefSeq and is a predicted model, not a curated record.
AAGGAUAUUAAAUUUAAUAAUAAAAUUAUAGGACACAAGAUGACUUUGGUUUUUCACGAAGGAAUAUCUUCAAAAGACGGGAUUAAGACCGAUUGGAUCAUGCAUGAAUAUACAGCGAUUCAUCCUUCCCGGAAUAAAAGAGAUGCCGACGACAACAUGAAGUUGGAUGACUGGGUUAUUUGCCGUAUUCAUAAGAAUGUUUCGAAAUCAAGCAGUGCUAAUAAACGGCGGGCUAAUCUCCUAGAAAAUCAACAACAACAAGAACAAGUUGCGGUACGAGAAAAUCGACAAGAAGAAGAAGAACAAGUUGCGGUACGAGAAAAUCGAGGAGAGGAAGAUGAAGUUGUUGCAUCAGACCGAGUUCGUGAAGUUGUUGAAGCACAUGAUAAUUUGAAUGAUCAAUAUUAUUAUGGGAUUAAUAAUAAUAAUAUUAAUGCGGCCGCAAAUUCAAACGCAAACGCAAACGCAAACGUAAUGGAUAAUUGCAAGGACGACAAGGAAGAAGAGUGGUUGGACGACGAUUUUGUAGACAUUAAUCAACUAUUAAUGUCGAUGGAAGAAGAAGGUUUUAUAAUAGACAUUAAUGCACUAUUAAUGACGAAAGAAGAAGAAGAAUGUUUCCAGGAACGAUUAUCACAAGUUCAGCAACCAAAUCAGCAACCAAAUCAGCAAGGGAGUAUUUAUCAGCAUGCUCCAAAAUGAUAAAGAAGAAAAUACUGAAUCAUUUAAUCUUCUUUAGCGAUCGAUCUGUUUUUAAAGCUAUGUUAGUACUCUGACUACAUGUAUAAAUAAAUGCAACUAGUGAUUAAUUAGUUUUCGAAUAUUAGUUGAUUAGUGAACGAGUUCUUUGUCGCCUGUCGGUAUUAAGUAUUAACAUGCUCAAUCAAAAUAAUAUCAACAUUUAUACACACUGAAAGUAAAAUAAAUAAAUAUGUCAAAUAACGGAUGUUCUUCUUACAUGUUAUUAGGAACCUGAUUUAUCUGUAGCUGGUUUCUUCUUACAUGGCUUCGGCCUUCAAUCGGACAUAUAACACAAAACCUUGGCCGACGACGUAACUAUGAAUCACGUCUCUCUUCAUCACUCUC